Malus domestica (apple) is the source of this 1408-nucleotide messenger RNA. Its product is annotated as cysteine proteinase mucunain-like. NCBI's taxonomy places the organism in Eukaryota, Viridiplantae, Streptophyta, Magnoliopsida, Rosales, Rosaceae. The record is from RefSeq and is a predicted model, not a curated record. Gene Ontology annotation, cellular component: lysosome. Gene Ontology annotation, molecular function: cysteine-type endopeptidase activity.
AUAGCGUCUCCACCCUUUUUCCACACACCUCCCCUUUAGAGAAAACACAGACACCAUUCUCCCCCAAAAACCAUGGCAUCAACCAUGUCUCUCGCCGUAUUCACCAUCCUCUUCCUCUCCUUCACCCUCUCAUACUCCUCCCCGAUCGUCGACUCUCGGAGCGAGGCCGACGUCAAAGCCAUCUACCAAGAGUGGCUCGUGAAGCACCAAAAGACGUACAACGGCAUCGGGGAGGAGGAGAGGAGGUUCGAGAUCUUCAAGGACAACAUGAAGUUCAUCGACGAGCAUAAUGCACAGGACCGUCCGUACAAGGUCGGUCUGAACGCUUUUGCUGACCUGACCAACCAAGAGUACCGUGCCAAGUUUUUGGGCACCAGGAGUGACCCUAAGCGCAGGGUCAUGAAAGCCAAGAAGCCGAGCCUGAGGUACGCUUUUCGCGCAGGCGAAACGCUGCCGGAAUCUGUGGAUUGGAGAGUCAAGGGUGCCGUGAAUCCCAUAAAAAAUCAAGGAAGUUGCGGAAGUUGCUGGGCUUUCUCGACAGUGGCCGCGGUGGAGGGCAUAAACCAAAUAGUCACAGGAGAGUUGGUGUCUCUCUCAGAGCAAGAGCUCGUAGACUGCGACAGAUCCUACAACGCCGGCUGCAAUGGCGGUCUCAUGGAUUACGCCUUCGAGUUCAUCAUCCAAAACGGCGGUAUGGACACUGAAUCGGACUACCCUUACAAAGCAUAUGACCAAAAAUGCAACGUUGCACUGGAGAAGAAUAAGGUUGUUAGCAUUGACGGGUACGAAGAUGUUCCGUCCUAUGACGAGAACGCUUUGAAGAAAGCCGUUGCACACCAACCCGUUAGCGUUGCCAUUGAAGCCGGCGGUAGGGCCCUACAACUCUACGAGUCGGGUGUUUUCACCGGUGAGUGCGGGUCAGCAUUGGACCAUGGUGUCGUUGCUGUUGGGUAUGGCACCGAGAACGGCACGGACUAUUGGUUGGUGAGGAACUCGUGGGGCGCCAACUGGGGAGAGAGUGGAUAUUUUAAGAUGGAGAGAAAUGUUGCAAGCACAUACACAGGCAAGUGUGGAAUUGCAAUGGAGGCUUCUUACCCAACAAAGAAGGACCAAAAGUACCCAUCAAGCUCUUUCUUUGCUGAGGAAGACAUCAAGAUGGUCACAAGUGCAUGAAAUUGAAAUGAUGGGGGCCUUUUGGUCAAUUGCGGUACAAUAUGCCCAAUGUGUUCCAUUUUGUGGUCUAAUUUUACAAAAAGGAUGAGGAGGGUAUUGGUAUGAUUGAUUUGGGAUAAAAUUAUUGUUUGUAAAUAGAUUUUAAUUAUGUUGAAAUUGCACCUAGCAAAACUGAUAAAUUGGUGCAAUCCCAUUCCUAUUUCAAUCAAAAGUUUUACUUUUAUUUAUAUGUACA